Bradysia coprophila is the source of this 1956-nucleotide messenger RNA. RefSeq names its product apyrase. Gene Ontology annotation, molecular function: 5'-nucleotidase activity. NCBI's taxonomy places the organism in Eukaryota, Metazoa, Arthropoda, Insecta, Diptera, Sciaridae. The record is from RefSeq and is a predicted model, not a curated record. Gene Ontology annotation, biological process: AMP catabolic process. Gene Ontology annotation, cellular component: plasma membrane.
GCAAUAAUUUUAUUGCCUGAUAAGCCGUCGUCGCUGUACUUUAAUCUGACCUUAUAAAUUCGAAUCUAGUGCCAUUUUGUAAUUCUAAUUUAACGCAUCAAAUUAACUUCCUGCGGUUUGAUUAACACAUUUAAAAGUGAAACGAAAUGAAAAGCAAAUUCAAUAUUCUGUUACUCUGCUCGUUAACACUUACAGUACAUGGAUCUAAGGGAGGAAACAUAGUCACGAAUGCUCAAAGUGAUCUCUUUCCUGUCUCCAUUAUUCAUAUAAACGAUUUUCAUGCAAGGUAUGAAGAAACGAAUGAAGGAUCAACACCAUGUAAACCUGCGAAUGGCGAGAAAUGUAUUGGUGGAUACGCUCGUGCCGUAACCGUUAUCAAGGAAUUGCUGAUGGCACGAAGCGAUACAAAUCCACUGUAUUUAAAUGCUGGGGACAAUUUCCAAGGAACACUUUGGUAUAAUCUCUUCAGAUGGAAUGUCACCAGCCACUUUUUGAAUAUGCUCAAUGCUGAUGCAAUGACAAUAGGAAAUCAUGAAUUUGAUAAUGGUGUCGAAGGUUUUGUUCCAUUUUUAGAAACGAUUCGUUCACCAAUUAUUGUUGCUAAUAUAGACGACUCAGAUGAGCCAACGAUGCAUGGUAAAUACAAUAAGUCCAUCGUUAUCGAUAAAUAUGCAAGGAAGAUAGGUAUCAUUGGCGUUAUAUUGUCUACAACGAAUGAAUUGGCUCAAACCGGAAAGCUCAAAUUUAAAGACGAAAUUGAAUCAAUCAAAAGCGAAGCCAAUGUUCUGAAGAGUCAAGGUGUAGACAUAAUAAUCGUAUUGUCGCAUUGUGGAUUGGAGGUUGACUAUAAAAUUGCUCGAAACGCCGGUUCUGAUAUUGACGUUAUUGUCGGUGGUCACUCGCACACAUUUAUGUUUACUGGAGACAAUCCACCUGGUCCAGACAGACCAAUUGACGACUAUCCAGCCAUUGUUCAACAAGAUAGUGGUCACAAGGUUCUAAUCGUGCAAGCGUCUGCGUACACAAAAUACAUUGGUGAUUUGACGGUUUAUUUUGACGCUGAAGGACGGGUCAGCUCUUGGGAAGGAUGCCCGAUAUAUUUAGAUACUCACAUCAAGCAAGACGAGGACGUAUUGAGGGAAAUUCAACCUUGGAAAGACCUUGUAGAUAGAGAAGGUGUUCGUGAUCUUGGUACCACUAAGGUUCCGCUAUCCAGAACAGACUGUUCAGUAGAAUGUAAUAUUGGAAAUUUCCUUACUGACGCUGCGGUUUAUUAUUACAUUGAUCGAGCCCGGGAAGGCGAAUGGACACGAGCAUCCAUAGCACUCACAAACAUUGGAGGAAUACGAACCUCUUUGAGUAUUGGAACAAUUACCUACGCUGAUCUUAUAACAACAAUGCCGUUCGAAAAUACCCUUGACCUGAUAGAAUUACGCGGUGACCAUUUGCUAGCAACCCUUGAGAGACACACGCUUCCGUCGUCCGGAAUCAAAAUUGUUUAUAACAUCACCCAGCCCGUUGGUCAACGAGUGGUUUCAAUGGAUCUUCUAUGCAAUGAAUGUUCGGUUCCGAAAUAUUAUCCGCUCGAUCGUACGAAAAUGUAUCCAAUCAUUGUAAAUUCUUUCAUGGCUGGUGGCGGCGAUGGUUUGACGGUCAUUAACGAACAGAAACGGAAUCACAUCAUUGGGCCUCUCGACAUGGAUGUGGUGAUUAAAUAUGUGGAACGACAAAGUCCAAUUAUGAUUGGAAUCGAGGGAAGGACAACCAUUUUACAGUAGCGUUCAGUUCGUUAGAGGCAAUGGACGUGGUACAAUUUACUAUUGAUGAUUUCAUUGACUCUUGGCAUUUAGGAGAUAAAGAAAAAAAACAAAGCAAACGACAUGCUACUUGUGGCGAUUAGAAAAAUACAAAAUGUAAAACCAAACUUACGUCCAGUAAAAUUGAUAUGAACCACUA